AUGAAAUGGAAAUUUAAGAUUAGAUUUGCUAUAUCACUACUUGCAUUAUCGUUUAUAUUUUCAUCAAAAGUAAGAUGUAUAAGCAGUUCAUCAAAAUCCAAUGAACUAGCACCAAAUCAUGAAACGAAGGAGUUCUGUAGAGCAGCUCCACUCGACGGGUUUGCAGAUUUUGGUGAAUGUAUGCCUCCAAGCAAUGAAGCUGAUUAUCUAAUUGAAGUAGUCCCAGUUAUAGGUCCUGGAAUUGAUUUACGAAGUGAAGUUGAAAUUGUGCUAUAUGGAGGAGAUGAAUCUCAAACAGCUCCAGUUAAAAUUUCUUCUCCUGAAACAGGAACUUCAAGGUCACUAACAGCCCACUUAUAUGAUAUUGGUGCGCCUCAACAAGUUGGAAUAUUCUUGAAAAGUGAUGGUAAGUGGAAGUGCUUAAAAAUAACUAUCUUUAAAGAUUAUCGCUAUUGGGUAUUCUCAUGCAAUGGUGAACUAUCUCCUAAACACCGUUCUCUUACAUAUGGUGUAAGUGGAAAUAAAUUAUACAUAGCAACUGUUAUGACUGGGAAAAGUGGAGAAGCUGGUACUAAAGGUGGUGUUGAGAUAAGCCUCGUUGGUGAGUCAGCUCACAGUGAUAAAAUUUUACUGAAACAGGGCUUUUAUUCGUCAACUGUGCGUCGAAUUAUUUUUAGAGCUGCAGAUGUUGGGAAUGUUAGAGAAAUUUCAUUGACAAAUACAGCACAAGAUGAUCCAUGGUAUUGUGAAUUUGUAAGGAUACAGUCUGAAGAUGGUACAAGCUCUGACUUUACUAUUCGUAGAUGGAUUGGGAAACCAUUUUCUCAAACAGUAACUUUAUCGAGUAAUAUAAUGGCUUCAGUAAAUGCACCUGCUCAGGACAUAGACUGUCAAACAAGAGCAAUGGAUAUUCUUUCAAAAGCACCUUCUUCAGUAUUAUCAUUCAAGGUAAAGUGCCCAAUAAACUGCGGUGCAGAGCGAUUUUCAGUAAUAGCUGGUACCGGGAUUCAUCCAGGAUCUACUUCAAUAUGUAAAUCAGCAGUUUUUGAUAAUAUACUUAGUCCUUCUGGUGGAGAACUAGUACUCACGGUUAUCCCCAGUAUGCCUAAGUAUUUUGGUGGUAAAGGCUCUCACUUAUUGGAAUCACAAGACUUCUUUCCCACCCCAGGUAGUGACACAUUUGGUUUCUAUACUUAUAUGAGUAAUUCCAUUGACUUCAUUGAAUCUGAAGUAAGGAUAGUUGACUCAACUGGGAAUUUAGCUUCAGUUGGUCGCUUAGAAGUACAUAGAUCUGGAAUUUGGGGUGGUGUUGCACUUAAUGGUGAGGUAACAGUAACAAAUGAGUAUGCUGCAACAUUGGCAUGCAAACAGUUAGGUUAUAGUCAUGGUAUUGUACUACCAUCAUGUAGUUAUGUAAAUGGUGGUAAUGUAUGUAUUCCCCCAGGCUAUCCCAUGUCUGUAGCAGGUUUACAGUGUAAUGGACAUGAAACAGAUAUUGCUCAGUGCAUAUUUGAAGAGCCUAAAUCAGUUAACCCACUAUCUACUGUUGCUGUUCAAUGUAGUUCAAUUACACCUAAAGAUGUUAUACAAGGGGCACUAAGGAUUGUUGAUGCUAAUGGUUCACCUUCUAGAAGUGGAUCUGGGAGAUUAGAGAUAUACAUGGAUGGAUGGGGAUCUAUAUGUAGUGAUGGAUUUACACCUAGUUCAGAAAAGGUAGCUUGUGCACAAAUGGGAUACUCUGGAAUAAAAGAUGGUGGUGCAUAUAGAAAAAGUUGUACAGAGUUUGAAGGAGUUAAUGUGUGUGGUAAACCAGAUGAACCUAUACUAGCGGUGGAUGUUUCAUGUCAAGGGAAUGAACAGAAACUAAUUGAGUGUCAGCAUUAUUCUUCAUCAAAUAUAUAUUGUGUUCAUGAAGAGGAUGUUGUUGUUAGUUGUGCUGGUAAUGGAGAUCCCACAGGAAAUGGCUCAUAUUUAAUGGAAAAACCACCAUCAAUUAUGUCAUUAAUACCAUACAAAAAAUAUGAAUUUGCUUGUAAUGAUAAUGUUGCAGGGUUUUCAGGGGCAGUAGGAGAUGGUGUAGUAGUUACUUGUCCUGUAAAGUGCUCAAGUGCAGCAUCUCAUAUUAAAGGAACAUUCAUAUACACUGAUGAUAGCCCUGUAUGUAAGGCUGCAAUACAUGCUGGUAUAAUUGAUGACAAUAAAGGUGGAGAUGUAUUAGUUAUGUUUGUUCAGGGACAAGCAGAAUACUUUGGAUUAAAUAGAAAUGGAAUCAAUAGCUAUAAUUUUGAGGGGGUUAGUGGUAAAUCUAAAAUAAGAGGAUCAGAAGUGGGAGUACAUCGUGCAAUAACAAUUUCAAAGGUGACAUCAUCUUUAAAUGAGGCAGAUAGUCUAACUUUACCAAAUGAAAUAGAGCAAGAAGAGCUACCUAUACUGGGACCACCUGUAUUAUCGUGGGUUUGUCCAACUGAUUAUCCUGGAUUUAGAGGGGGUGUCAAUGACUACAUUGAUGCAACAAAUUUACCAGGUGGGGAUAGAAUUGAAGCAUUAGAUGAUUUCACAAUAACAGCUAGAAUACUUAUAAGUGGUGGUCAAGGUACUUGGAGAACAAUUUUAGCUCAUACAGAAUGUUUGGGUAUAUCUCUAUAUGUUGAUCGUGAUAAUACGAUACAUUUUGAUCAAUUAUGUAAUGCUGAUACUGUAUCUUCUAAAUAUGUCCCGACAAUAAAUGAAUGGAUCUUUUUAGCUGUUGCUUAUAAUUUUAAUGAUAGGAAAGUCACAAUGUACAUAAAUGGUAAUGAGGUUGCAAAUAAAAAAACCGACUACGUAUUUAAUUUGAAAACGAAGUUGAUAAUUGGACGCAGUUCGGAUUCAGAUAGUGAAUAUUUCCUAGGACAAAUUGCAAAUCUAAAUAUUUGGGAUAAAUAUUUGUCAUCUGGAGAGAUAAAAGCAGCAAUGGAGAAGUCUUGGCAUCAAAAAGGAAACUUGGGUGGUGGUGAGUUAAGAGAUAAAAGGCAUACAGUAGAUGGCAGGCAAUGUAUAACACCCUGCCAAUCCGGUCACCCAAUUGCACAUAAGGUGGGCAGUAUUAGUUAUGCAACAAAUCCUUCAAUAAAACUAACAUGUGAUACAACCUUAGAUAAGGCUCCAUUUAAAAAAAGUGCAAGUAAACAUAGAGUAUGGUGUCCAUCUGGAUGUUUUGAAUCACGUACUCCUGUAAAGGGUUUUAAAGUAUAUACUCCAGAUAGUUCAAUAUGUAAGGCAGCUAUGCAAAUGGGUAUUAUAACAAAUACGGGAGGGGAUUUUGUUGUUGCUCUAUAUCCUGGACUUCAUCAUUAUAUAGGUGCGGCUGGUAAAAAUGGAAUUGUAAGCAAAGAUGAUACUAAUUCUCAUACACGUUCAUUUAUUACUGCUGUUGCCUCCAGACCACGACUCUUAAAUUGCUAUCAAAAUGCAAGUUUUAUAUUCCAAUUAUCUGUUGGGGAAAGAGAGUUGGUUCUGUGCCCUAGUGACUGUGCACUUGAAACUGAUGCUAAAGUAUAUGGUAUGGAUAUAUAUUCACCAAUGAGUUCUAUUUGUAGAGCUGCUAUUCAUUCAUCUAAAUUGAGUAGUGGAUCUGGUGGUGAGAUUGAGAUUGAAGUUGGGCCAGAACAAAGUCAUUUUGAGAAAUCUAACAGAAAUGGUAUACAAUCUGAAUCUAGUGGAUACUAUAUAAGAAGCUUUAAAAUUAUAUAG
Cryptosporidium muris RN66 is the source of this 3732-nucleotide messenger RNA. Its product is annotated as LCCL domain-containing protein. The record is from RefSeq and is a predicted model, not a curated record. The transcript has a single exon. Gene Ontology annotation, cellular component: membrane. Gene Ontology annotation, molecular function: protein binding. The coding region runs from base 1 to 3732 and encodes 1243 amino acids. Lineage: Eukaryota; Apicomplexa; Conoidasida; Eucoccidiorida; Cryptosporidiidae.